CCAUCGCCUUUCAUUCACUGCCAGAUGAUGGAAAUGCUAGCGCGCUGGCGGAGAGACUUGCAGACAUUAGCGUGGAUAACGCUUUCGAAGAGGUUCAAGGGGACGAGAUGACAAGAGAAGAAGGAGACAACUGGUUACAGCGAGAGGUCGACACCGAAGGCUUCCUUCCUGACCUCCUCCGCUCGGCCUUCCUGCUCUCUGCCAAGGACUCGUCCAUGCACAAGAGGCAACGGAAUGUUCCCCGGCUAGCUCGCAAGUCGCGUCUCCUCUCAGACGAAGUGCUCUGGAUCUUCGGCCCUCAACUCCCUCCCACAUGCGUGCAGAAGCCAUGGAAACAGCUCUACAGCAGCGUCAAGCACGGCAAGUCCUUCUCGCGCUUCAUGUCCAAAAUCCUCUUCCGGGGUCCAACGUUGCUCAUCUUCAAGGACAAACUGGGGUGUGUCUUCGGAGGGUUCGCCUCAGUGUCCUGGCACAAGAGCAACAAGUUCUAUGGGGAUGGCCGAUGUUUCUUGUUCUCCUCCUCCCCUAGGAUGAAGAUCUUCCCUGCCAGCAACGUCAACAACAACUUCAUGUGGCUCUCCACCAACUUGACCUCCUGCUCCAACGGGCUGGGGAUGGGAGGACAGAAGGACUUCUGGGGCAUCUACGUGGACACCAUGCUGGAACGAGGGGUGUGCCGAGCUCCUUGCUCUUCCUUCUGCAAGAUGCCCUGCCUCUCCUCCUCCCCCGAGUUUGAGUUCGAGGAGGUCGAGGUCUGGGGUUGCAUCCCCGACUACGUGGCAGACGAGAAGGAGCUGGAGGCAGCAGGGGUGAAGAGAAAGCCCGUGAAGUCGCUCGACGAUUACACGGCAAGGAAAGACGGCAAGACUGUUCUUGAUGACGUGGAGGCUAAGGCUAUUCUUGACGCGGCCGGGGUGGGAGGAUACAGCGACGACGUGCGUGCGUACGAUGCGGUGCUGGCGAAGGAGGAGAAGUCUCGAAAAGCAACCAGAGAGGAGGCUGACGCAGGCUCGGACAGCGAUGACUUGGAGUACCAGGACGAGGACUGA
Guillardia theta CCMP2712 is the source of this 1049-nucleotide messenger RNA. RefSeq lists its product as hypothetical. Bases 108 to 1049 code for a protein of 313 amino acids. NCBI's taxonomy places the organism in Eukaryota, Cryptophyceae, Pyrenomonadales, Geminigeraceae. The transcript is spliced from 4 exons. The record is from RefSeq and is a predicted model, not a curated record.